Molecule: messenger RNA, 1323 nt
Organism: Drosophila suzukii
Lineage: Eukaryota; Metazoa; Arthropoda; Insecta; Diptera; Drosophilidae
Source: RefSeq, a predicted model, not a curated record
AUUUCAGUAGAGAUGCCAGACGUAAAAAAUUAGGUAUUUUAGUCUGGUCACACUUUCGCAAAAAGUAAACAAACCAAACAACGCGAUGGAUAACGUUAAAUUCUUCAUUUGCAAUAAGAACCGGAAAAUUAAUUUCCAAAGUCGCUGUGUGGAGGCACAGAAGAUCGAUGGCUUUAUUAAAAGUGAGGCGGUUUUUGGUGGCUAGGAGUCACAGGAUGCUGAUGCAGGUGUACCCGUCUGCAACCGCGACUCUCAGCCUGAGGACACCUAGAGUGCGAAGAUUCAGGAGCAGGCCAAGAAGCAAUGAAUUUUGGUCACUUAUGCAAGAGCCUAAAAAUGAAAAAUUUGUUUUUUGAGAACUUAAGGAUGUCAAAGAGUUCAUUUUUCGAACUGUGCGAAUUGCUACGUCCGGGGCAGAGCAUGUUUUUAACCGUUCCAGUUCCUCUGGAGAAACAAGUUGCGAUUUGCGUAUACAAACUGGCGACCUGUGCCGAGUAUCGAGUGAUUGGGGAUGUAUUUUGAGUACAUAAAAGUACUGUGUACAAGUACUUUCAUAUUGUUGUUAAAGCAAUGGUGAAACUUACGAGUGUAUUAAUUUCAUUCCCAAAACUGGAUGAAUGCAUUCAAAAUGCAGGUGCAUUUCAAAAAAUGUGUCACAUUCCUAACGUGAUUGGAGCUAUUGAUGGAACACACAUUCCUGUUAAAGCCCCAAAGAUUGGCUACAUGGAUUUCGUUAAUCGCAAGGGAUGGGAAUCGAUGGUCAUGAAAGCUGUAGUUGACAACAAUUACUUGUUUAGAGACGUCAGCAUGAAAUUGCCAGGAAGUGUCCACGACGCGACGGUCUUUAAAGAAUCUGGAAUUUUCAAGAACCAUAGCCGAAUCAUUUCGGAAUUUGUAAAACUGAUGGGCAACAAAAAGAUUCCCUUCAUUAUCCUAAGAGAUCCUGCAUACCCAUUGCUACCGUGGCUUCUAAAACCAUAUACUGGAUACCUAACAGGAAGAGUCGUUCAACUGCUACCUUAGCUCGGGCAGAAUUGUAGUGGUGAAUGCCUUUGGUCGAUUGAUAGGACGCUGGAGGUGCCUGGCCAAAAGAGUAGAUACCGAUUAUAAACAUGAUAUGUACUUCAUAACUUCGUGGAAAUAAGAAAGCAGAAGUUUACGCCAAUCAACGAAUAUGAAAGUAACCAGCAACCACCAGACUGGCAUUGUAACCAAGUAUUGGAAUCUCCUGAAUGAGAUCCAUCUGAUCUUAGGGAACACAUUAAGGAAUACAUUGCAUCUAACUUUCCUUUGCGAAGCAGUUCAAUAUAAAAGAAAAUUGCA